Messenger RNA from Rhizopus microsporus ATCC 52813, 480 nucleotides. RefSeq lists its product as uncharacterized. Bases 1 to 480 code for a protein of 159 amino acids. The record is from RefSeq and is a predicted model, not a curated record. The transcript has 2 exons. Lineage: Eukaryota; Fungi; Mucoromycota; Mucoromycetes; Mucorales; Rhizopodaceae.
AUGGUUCAACAAACCAAGGUUGACACUGAAGAGAAUGAAAAGUUAAAGACACAAAUUGACGCAUCCAUCAGUACUGCAAGAUCUCUUGUUCAAUCUUGGCUUCCUCCACCAAAGCCAGGAGAAAAAUUACAAGACGAUGACGAUGACUUUACACUGACAAAAUAUUCAACCGGUAGACCGGACAGGCUUGGCCUUGGUGCAAAAUACUUGUCACAUAAGGAAGCAAUGAGACAUAACGAAAGUCAUAGACCUGCAACUAAACAAGAGAUUCAGCUAAAAAAUAAGAUAUUGAAUCAGAAUAGACGAGUGAAUACAUCAAAAGAGACAAACAAUAAAAAGAGAAAAGCAGACUCUGAUGAUGACGAUGAUGAAGAAGACUCAAAGACAAACAAUACCAAGAAAAAGGCAAACAGACAAGGAGACUUUUUAUCAAUGUAUCUAACAGAACAAGCAGCCAAAAAGAAAAAGAAAAAGAAAUAG